AUGGCGGCGGUGGCGGCGGCCGGAGCUGGAGCGGCGGGAGCGGCCGGGGCGGUGGCGGCCCCGCCGCGGGGCAUCCGCACCUGGCUGCGCAGCGCCUUCCGCUUCGCCACCGACCGCAACGACUUCCGCAGGAACCUGCUGCUGAACCUGGGGCUCUUUGCCGCCGGGGUCUGGGUGGCCCGGAACCUCACCGACAUCGACCUGAUGGCCCCGCAGCCCGUGCCGUAGCUCCGGAAGGAGCUGGAGCUGCUGGGAGCAGAGCUCACCAUCCCACUAGGACUGGAGCUGUGGAGCUGCUCAGAUCCC
Molecule: messenger RNA, 306 nt
Organism: Melozone crissalis (California towhee)
Lineage: Eukaryota; Metazoa; Chordata; Aves; Passeriformes; Passerellidae
Gene: TOMM6
Product: translocase of outer mitochondrial membrane 6
Exons: 3
Coding region: 1-228 (75 amino acids)
Cellular component (GO): mitochondrial outer membrane translocase complex
Source: RefSeq, a predicted model, not a curated record